AAAACAUAAAAAAACGGUCAAGUCACCAUCACUUCCUUUAUUAACUUAUAUAACAAAAUAUAGAAAUUGUAUGUACUUAUCUUCUUUUAUUUCCGUCACAUGCAACGACAACAUGAACAUGUAACUUGUUAUACUUUAUAAUUAAACAACCAUCGCAAGCGUUCAUUUCAUAUAUAAGAUAGUGGUUCACGAUGCGAUAUCUUUCAGUAUACUUAAAAACAUUGAUAUAAGCAGCACAUACUUAAUAUAUGUCCUACAAUACCGAUUGUCAUACAUACGGUGGAAAAUUAUUAUUGAUAGACGCUUCUUUUUAGUAAAGACAAGAAUAUAUCAACUCGUGAUGUUACUCGCGGAAUUAAUCGGGGUUUUCAUUAUUACUCUGAGUGUUGUAUACAUAUAUUAUAAAUAUGUGUUGCUCAAUUAUUGGCGCAAAAAGGGUGUUUUUUAUGUCGAGCCUACUGUGCCAGCUGGUAAUUUGACACCUUAUGUGACUGGAAAAGUGUCAGUAGGUGAACUCUUCCGUGAUGCUUAUAUGAAAUAUAAGGAUCAUCGUGUCUUUGGGAUGUAUGCAUUUUUCAAGCCAAAUCUGGUAAUCGCCGAUCUCGAUCUUAUUCGAACAGUUUUGGCCAAAGAAUUCGGGAGUUUCCAUGAUCGUGGGAUGUUUUGUAAUGAGAAGAUUGAUCCACUGUCUGGCCAUUUGUUUUUAUUGCCUGGGAAAAAAUGGCGAAAUUUACGUGUAAAGUUGACACCCACUUUUACUUCAGGAAAAAUAAAGCAGAUGUUCAUGAUUCUGAAGGAAUGCGGCGAAGAGUUUGCGAAAAAUUUAGAGAACAAAGCUCAGAUGAGAGAUUGCAUUGAGAUAAAAGAUAUAUUUGCAAGUGUUUCUGCCCAAGAUUACUCUGAAAUAAUGAUAUCUUAUUUAAACUUAGCAACUGUGAAUAAACUUACCAUGUUGGAAGCAGCUGCACAAGCUUAUGUUUUCUUCUUGGCUGGCUUUGAAACUUCCUCGACAACGGCGACAUACUGUUUAUACGAAUUAGCUCAACAUCAAGGUAUACAGGAUAAAAUUCGUCAGGAAAUUGACGAAAUGUUAAAACAGCAUGGUGGAUUAACUUAUAAUGCUGUGAAUGAAAUGAUAUAUCUUCAUAAAGUAGUAAAUGAAACUAUGAGAAAAUAUCCGCCUGUACCUGUCUUAAAUCGCGUCUGCACCAAGGAAUUAGAUCUUCCAACAACAAAUAUUCACGUGACAGAAGGGACGUUAAUUACUAUACCGGUAUUCGGAUUGCAUCGAGAUCCGUCGAUAUAUCCGCAUCCAGAUAAAUUUGAUCCUGAACGAUUCAACGCGGAUAAGAUAGCAGCUAGACAUCCUUAUGCUUACUUGCCAUUUGGGGAAGGACCACGAGUUUGUAUUGGUACCAGAUUUGGCUACAUGCAAACAAAAAUUGGACUCGUAAGUCUUUUGUCAAAGUACAAGUUUAAACUUCAUCCUCGAACUCCGGUUCCGCUUACUUUUGAUGAAGCGCCUAUUGUACUUACGGUCAAAGGCGGUGUCCAUCUUAUCAUCGAGCCGCGAUAAAAUAACAUUCUUGAGCUGAAGUGAAAUUUCUGCUCGAUCCGUCCAAAAAGUAUUGCUGAAUCAAAGUGUAAGCCUGUUUUUUGUAUUAUAGUUUAUUUUUGUUAUUUAUAUAUGCUUUACUAUUAUAUCAAAUCGCAAUUCAAUAUUGCACAUUUGCAGAGUUGGGGAGUAACGCGUUACUUCUAACGCCGUUACCGUACAGUUACUUUUUUUCGGUAAUUGUAAUGGUAACGGCGUUACAAAUUUCGUUUGUAAUGGAAAAAGUAACUUUGUUACAUUUUUUGAUAACGAAUAACGAAUUUAACAGUUAUUUCUAUCGUUACUUUUUUCGAAUUUACUCGGUAUAAUUUUCAAAAGGAGCAUAUUGAUAAGAGUAUUGGAAUGCAGUAUUACAUGAAAAUUACUGAAAGCUCAUUUUAGUAUCUUGUUUCUUUCUACUUUAUACGACAAUGUUUAAAAAUUUUUAAUGUUUAGUAUAAAUUUUUAGUGUUUAUUUGAUCUUGUAUUAAAAAAAUUGUAUGUAAAGUUUGUAUUGUACAUAAAAAAAGUAACGGAAAUUGUAAUGAUUCGUUAUUUUUUGAGUGACGGUAACGAGUAACGAGUUACUUUUUAGAAAAAAGAAUAGUAACGGUAACGAGUAACUUUUAUAAAGUAACUUUCCCAACUCUGCACAUUUGAAACAUACAAUUAAUUAUAAUUAAUUAAAAAUAUACUUCUUUGAACUUGUUAAUAGACUUAUUUGUUAAUACAUCUAAUUGUUUUAUAAAUGGGCUGCGAUAAAUUGAUCAUACUUGAA
Messenger RNA from Formica exsecta, 2372 nucleotides. Its product is annotated as probable cytochrome P450 6a20. Bases 341 to 1576 code for a protein of 411 amino acids. The transcript is spliced from 6 exons. The record is from RefSeq and is a predicted model, not a curated record. Gene Ontology annotation, molecular function: heme binding; oxidoreductase activity, acting on paired donors, with incorporation or reduction of molecular oxygen; iron ion binding. Lineage: Eukaryota; Metazoa; Arthropoda; Insecta; Hymenoptera; Formicidae.